AUGGGACUGGGACCAAGUGUACCGAGACGUUCAGAGCCGACGACGCCGGAAGAGAUCCGCACUAAGCUCAUCGACUUUUUAUACGCCGGCCAGUCGCAAGACUUUCUUACGUCUCUUCGCAGUUCGUUUCUAGAGCGAUGCUCGGAAGAUGGCACAUUGACUCGGGAUGCCUUCGUUGAGUUGCUGGCCGAAGGUGAAGGCGAAGACUAUGCCGAGAUGCUUCACGAAGGUGGCCCCAUUCUCUACCGGCUGGCCAUCUACCACGGCUUCUACCCCUUCGCCCCGGCAACAGAUGCUCGUCUCACCUGCGACGCUUUCCUGCUGUCUCUUGCCAUGAUGACUCACCCCGCCGACAACCUCGGGCAAAUCCGCAUAGGACGCCGUUACUUGCGUGACACCGAAGACAUAAUCAGGCUGUGCUUCCAAGCUGUCGCUCAACCGAGCUUUGUCGCGCACCCUGAAAACGACGACAAAAAUGCCGAUAGAGACUUCUACAGCGUCUUCAAAAACUUCACCGACAACGACGACGGCGUCAAGAUCCCUUAUUCACCCCCAUUGCUGCCACCAGAUGCACCUCCGUGCAGCUCGCGUGAUCGAAGUGGCGUCAUCAUGAUGCAGGACAUGCGAAACUUGGUCAAGCUGAUGCUGUCGCUUUCCAUGUCAACUCCGCCACCAACUUACCCGGAGUCUCUGCCGGUCACGGCCGAGUGCAUCUGCCGCUCGUUCGGCGACGCCGACGUCGACUUGCCAACCUUUAGGUCUGCAGUCACUGAGCACUUGCCUAACCUGUUCCAACCUCUGCGUGCCUUCAUCGCGCGCCGCUUCCGCAUCUUGGACGGGAAACCUCUUGCAGCGGCACCGCCUCCGCCGCUUGCCGUCUCGUCAAAAAUCAUCUCAGCGCCACAAACCAGCCAGCUGCGCUUCAUGCUGCAUGCGGCUAUCCCCGAAACCUUCGAAGAACUCCUUCACUCGGGUGCUCCUUCUUACGACGCGGCCGAAGCAGCCAGUCUCCUCAUCCAUCCGAAGAAAGAUCGCCUUCUUCUGGUGUCUGCACGCAACGCUAACACCACUCGGACCUUUGCUGUUUUCAUAUGCAGCGAGGAGUUCUGUGAAUAUCUCCAGCACGGCAGCAUCAUCCACCCCGAAGCAGGCUAUUAUCGGAGCUGUUCGAUGGAGCUGGCGCCGCAACAUGGCCUUCUUUUCGCGAGCAGGCACGAGAGAGAGGAAGGAGAAAACGUUAGAACGAAGAUAAUCCACGACCAUGACGGACUGGUGCUUCAACAGGGCCAGGGAAUUUGGCGGUUCUCCGAGGGAUUGGAGCGCGUAGAACUCGUCCGACCCGACAAAACUGAAAAGUUUGAAGUUAGUUGGCUGGAGAUCUGGGGCGCUUAA
Molecule: messenger RNA, 1392 nt
Organism: Aplosporella prunicola CBS 121167
Lineage: Eukaryota; Fungi; Ascomycota; Dothideomycetes; Botryosphaeriales; Aplosporellaceae
Exons: 3
Coding region: 1-1392 (463 amino acids)
Source: RefSeq, a predicted model, not a curated record